UUUAUUUUUUUAGUAAUAUAAACAAAAAAAAAAAGUUUUAAUCGGAUUAUUUCACAGACCCAGCUCUCUGCGCAGAGCAAUUUACAUCCUCAGUAUUAUAUUGGUUACGUUUUUUUUUUUUCUUCCUUUGCUUCUCAUUCUCUUUCGAUUCAAUGAAAACGAGGAAAUCAAAACGAUGGGAGUUCUGAUCGGUUUCCAGAAACAAUUGAUCUCGCCUCGUCGUCUUCUUCUUCCUGAGACGUUAUCGAGAUCGGAUGAUGAAUACGCAGGAGAAAGAGAUGUCGCCUCGUCGUCUUCUUCUUCGAUCAAGUCUUCGACCUAUGGAGAAAAGUGGAAUUGGAGCAAUACCCAACUGGUCCUCAUAUUGCUUCUCGUAUGGUUGUCACUGUAAAUUCUUCUUUCCUCUACUCAAAAGUUUAUUGCUUUUGUUGCUUACAUACACCUUUUGGGCAAUGAGGUUAAUUUCAUGCUUUCUGUGGUCUGUGGAGUGGGUCUUUCUUAAUUAUCUCACUGGGCGUUUUGCUUUACUCUUAUGUUUAACUGAGUUUAGUGGAGAAAGAUUCAUAAAAGGCUAGUAUUGAUUUGCUAUUUGAGAUGCUUUGGCUUUGUUCCUGUUCUUCAAGAAGCCUGAAGUGUGUGUCUGUGAUUGGAUUCGAUAUCGAUCCUCAGUCUUUUGAAAUAACAACACUAAAUGCAGAGAAGGGUGGAACAGAGCAAGCCCUUUCAUAGACCAAAUCCAAAUGUAUAAGCUUCUUCUCAGGUUUUCCCAUUGUUCUCCCUCUCUUCUUAGAACUCGAUCCAAACCGUGUGGUUAGGACUUGUGUGUGUUUUGAUGCAGGAUCGGCACAACCCGUUAACUAUGUAAGACUAAUGAUAGCGUUUGUCUAGUUGUUAGGUUUAGUACUUAGUUGUUCAAGUGGCAUGUAAGACUAAGCUAUAUAGUCUGUAGUACUAUUACUAAUUAAGACUAGUGAUAGCGUUUGUCUAGUUGUUGGUAAAAAAUCAGAGAGUAGAUUUAGUUUACUCUUUUUAUAAGUUUUGUAUGUGUUAUAUUGUGUAAAAGACAUGAGAAUAAUGUACUAGUUUGAUGUCUCUCAAUUCUCUCGAACAUUUAAAGCUCGUUUUCUAAUACUCAUCCAAUCAUACACUUGAAACAGAGAAAUACACAACAUGAAGAGAACGAACCUGUAGCAGCACAAUACACACAUACCCUAAUUGUAGCAAAUACAACUUAGAAACAGUAGCAGCACAAGAACAAAUCUUUAAACACAUUUUUAAUAAAGACACACAAGGAUGACUAAUGGGAGGACAAAAAAUAAAAACAAGGGUGUGAUGAUAUAAACUUAGAUUAGUAUUAUUUUGGGAAAACGUCCUGGUUUCCCAUGAGAACUAUGAUAUCGUACCAGAUGGAGCCCGAUCUUUACCCCCGUCCCAGAUGGCUCUCCUGAAAUUCUUUUCAAUCUAUAUACCCAUAUAUCUGUAAUUUACGUUUUGUAUCUCCAUGAGAAUAGAAGAUAUCAUCUAUUUCACCAUUGCUAUAGGUUUAAUUGGUUUACUAUUUGAUUAACCGAGUGACGAAGUUUACAAACCAAAAUAAACCUGAUUUCGACCCGAUUAAAACCUGAUUUUGACCCGAUUAGAAACAUAACCCUCAACCGAGAAAUCCCUAAAAUCACAUUUUAACCUCUUUUUUGUUUUCUCUCGCGACGAACCCUAGAAAAUCAAAUUUCACCAUCGAUUUCUCAAAUUGAAUCGAUGGAUUUAAUAAUCCGAUCUGGUUUUGGGCAACAAGAUGGUAUUGGGCAAAGAGAUGGUGUUGGAGAACGAGAGUACGAUGAAGAAGGAGAGGAUCGAGAUGAAUUUCACGUCGAUAUGCUUGCUCAGGAAUUUACCGAUGCUGAAGAGUCGAUUCGUCAUGAUACGUACCCAGAAAGUGACGACGAGGAAGAAGGUCGUGGUCGUGGUGCGGGUCGUGGUCGUGGUGCGGGUCCAGAGAGGGUGUUUACGGAUAUCGGACGUGGUGAUGGAACUUUGUGGAAAGACCAAUCCUUCUACAAUGGGGUCGCAUUCAAGGAGAGUGUCUUGGACUAUGCACUACAUACUGGUUACAAUUUGAAGCAAUACAGGUAUGACAAAGAUAAACUCGGGUUUAGAUGUGUUGGGGAUAAGGGCAAUUGUGAGUGGAAAGUGUUUGCUGCACUUCUUCCAAACGCAUCUUUGUGGAAGAUUACGAAAUACAUUGAUAAGCAUUGUUGUACCCCCAAUGGCGAGUGUGAGAUGUUUAAGGUCCCAGUCAUAGCUAGAAUUUUUCUCGAUAAGAUUAGAGAGGAACCGGAUCAUUACAAGCCUUUGAGGAUUGAACAGAUUAUCAUGGAAAGGUGGAAGAUAUCCGCUACUAGGCCACAAUGUCAAGCUGCUCGGAGAAAGGCUUUGGGAUGGAUAGAGUAUGAGUAUGAACAACAGUUUGCACGACUGCGAGAUUACCAAGCUGAGAUCUUGGAAGCAAAUCCAGGGUCUGUUGUGGAGAUUGAUACAAUUAAGAAUGAUGCUGGUCAAGACGUCUUCAAUCGGUUUUAUGUUUGUUUCGAUGCCCUUAGAAGAACUUGGAAACAGACUUGCCGGCCAAUAAUAGGAGUUGAUGGCGCCUUCUUAAAGGCAAAGAUCAAGGGACAGUUGCUUGCUGCAUUAGGCAGAGAUGCAGACAAUGGCAUCUAUCCAAUAGCCUGGUGUGUUGUUCAAGUUGAGAACAAAGACAAUUGGUUAUGGUUUGUGAAGAGAUUGAAGACUGACCUGGAUCUAAACGAGGGAGAUGGUUACAUUUUAGUGUCUGAUCGACAAAAGGGGUUGAUAAAAGCUGUGGAGUUGGAGUUACCACAAAUAGAGCAUAGAAUGUGUGUUAGACACAUCUAUGGGAACUUGAAGAAGACUCAUCCUUCCAAGAAGCAAAUCAAGCCACUCCUCUGGCAUAUGGCUUGGAGCUAUAAUGCAAAACAGUUCGGUGAGAGACUGGAACAGAUACACGCUUAUGACACUGGUGUGUAUGAUGAUGUUAUGAAGUCGAAACCAAAGAGCUGGUGUCGUGCCUUCUAUAAGUUGGGGGGUUAUUGCGAAGAUGUUGACAACAACUUCACAGAAUCUUUCAACAAGACCAUCGACAAAGCAAGGGAGAAACCGUUUGUGGCAAUGUUGGAGACAGUUAGAAGACUGUCUAUGGUUCGGAUUGCCAAGCGUUCAGCUCUCUCUCAUUCUCACAAAGGUAAUUAACUUUAUUCAAAAUUUAAUGCAAUUUUCUACGAUUGUCUAUGAUUUUAUUCAAAGACUGUCUAUGAUUUCUACAUAUUUAAUGCAAUGUUCUUGGUUUUUGAUGUUUCAGGUUUAUGUACUCCAUAUGUGGCAAGGUUUCUUGCUAAAGAGCAUGACAAAGCUUCGGAAUGCCAGGUGCAUCCUUCUACUAAUGGGUGCUUUGAAGUCACACUGGAUGG
Molecule: messenger RNA, 3482 nt
Organism: Camelina sativa (false flax)
Lineage: Eukaryota; Viridiplantae; Streptophyta; Magnoliopsida; Brassicales; Brassicaceae
Source: RefSeq, a predicted model, not a curated record